UCACCAGACCAGAAUCCCAUGCAUCAAAAUAAACACGCAGCGAAGAAAUUCAACCGUCAAUAUUACUACUUUAUCAAAAUGAAAAUCUAUCCAACGACCCAGAUUUAGCGCAACGAAGGGUACAAGCGUAAUGAAUCAAAGUAGCAUGAAGUGUGCGAGUUUGAACUUUGAAGAUUGAUAAAUAAAACAGUGUUUGGGCUUUAUCGGAGUGAGUGAGAGUUACAUUACACAAACGUGUGUUUCGCGCUCUUUCUCUUCUCUCUCUCACCGUUUCAGUUUCAUUUCUCUGGAAGCUACUGGAUUCACAAGUUUCUCGAGCUUGAUGAGGAAGGAAGAAUCCACUCCGUUUGGCAGACCUUACAAUUUCAUGGCGCCUCAAGAUGAUCAAACUCCAAACAAACCUAUGUUACCACAUUGGACUACAGCUAUGCAGGCUUAUUACAAUCCAGGGUCUACUCCAAGCCCCUUUUAUAAUCAUCCACUUGCAGCUGCUCCUUACUUGUAUCAUCAGUACAUCUUGCAAAAUCAGGCAAACAAUGUACUACUUCAACGUGAUGCUCUACAUGAUCCCGUGAGGCUCUCCAAUAAACCGCACGUAGUUGUUGAGGAUGCUGCAAAGGCUUUUUCAGAAAUGGUACACAGAAAUUUUGGCCAAAAAAACCAAGAUUUCAACUUAUUUGCUAGAAACUCACAACCUGUAAGUUUAAUGACUGGCGAAUCAAGAGAAUUUGGAAACCAGUCUUCUGCACCCAAAAAUGACAGGGAUGGAACCUCAAUGAGUGCAGCAAGUGGAAGCAAGAGAUCACCAGAUAGAGAUCAAGAUGACAGUAACAAAAAUUCUCCUUUAACUAAGAAGCAUAAAUCUAACAUGAUUACUGCGGAUGAAAAUUCAUCUGGUCUGGCUCAGAAUUUGGGGACAGUCAUCAAGGAAUCUGAUGCCGACAUUGUUAAUGUCGAUGCUCAACUUAAAAAUAUGGAAGGUGAUGACAUAAGAAAAGAAAGAAAAAGGUUGUCAAACAGGAAAUCAGCUAAAAGAUCAAAGAUAAAGAAACAGCAAGAAUGUGAAGAGCUAUAUAAUAAGAUAGACACUCUUAAGGAUGAAAAUUCUGUCCUAGCACAAACGCUAGCUAAGCUUUCUGAGGAAUGUCUGGAGCUUGCCAAUGAAAAUGAUUCCAUUGAGGAAGAGCUAGUUAAGAAGUAUGGACCAGAAUCAAUUGCAGAUCUAUUGCUCAUUAAGCCUGCUUGAAACUCUGUGGUGGAGCCAAAAAAUAGUUUAAGACAGGAAGCAUAUCAAAGUGUACAAUUCAUUUUUUCUUUUUCUUUUCAAGAAAUGUACAAUUCUUUUUAUUUGAAUUUUUGACCCUGCUUUCAGUUUUUAAUCAAUAUUUCACACUAGACACAAUGAUUAGAUUUGUAAAUCAACAUAAAAGUAAGGCUUAAAUAUGUCUUUCGUCCCUGUAAAUAUAGGCCAUUUGAAUUUUCGUCUAUGAAGUUACUAAUCAUUUCAA
Messenger RNA from Medicago truncatula (barrel medic), 1508 nucleotides. RefSeq names its product G-box-binding factor 1. The transcript has 12 exons. The record is from RefSeq and is a predicted model, not a curated record. Bases 323 to 1246 code for a protein of 307 amino acids. NCBI's taxonomy places the organism in Eukaryota, Viridiplantae, Streptophyta, Magnoliopsida, Fabales, Fabaceae. Gene Ontology annotation, cellular component: nucleus. Gene Ontology annotation, molecular function: sequence-specific DNA binding; DNA-binding transcription factor activity. Gene Ontology annotation, biological process: regulation of DNA-templated transcription.